Messenger RNA from Aspergillus pseudoviridinutans, 321 nucleotides. RefSeq lists its product as uncharacterized. The transcript has a single exon. Lineage: Eukaryota; Fungi; Ascomycota; Eurotiomycetes; Eurotiales; Aspergillaceae. Bases 1 to 321 code for a protein of 106 amino acids. The record is from RefSeq and is a predicted model, not a curated record.
AUGGCCUCCACCAAUUCUUCUCAGCAAGUCCUCCGCGCUGUCUACCAAUCUCCUCAGCCGUCGACACGCACAUUCGAAUAUCAGCUUUCCUCCCCCAUCGCUUCCUCCAAUCCCUCAGCCGAAAACACGAAAGUUAAGGUGGCUUAUCUUUCCGAACUCAGAAGUCUGGUACCGAAGUUGCAAGAAGAAAUCAAUGUCUUUUUAACGGAACGAAUGGAAGAAGAUAAGAAGGAAGCGGAAGCACAAGGACGUCAGUUGUCUGCGAAAGAAGCCAAGGAAGAGGAGAACUACGGUGAGGAGGUGGUCGAGGAGGAUACUUAA